GCGAAGGUAGUGCGGUAAACGUAAAUUUUGUCACAAAGACUACUACCCACUGCAUUAUAUUAUAUUAUAACCUUUAAUAAUAUUAUUGAUUGAUAUACGUGAAAGAUCUGCUCACUGAUUUAUUGUCAACCGAGCUUUAGACCCUGAAUAGUUAUAAUUCAUCGUGUGUUUGGAUAAGGUAACGUUUGGUGUAGCAAGUUCGAUACGUGAUUAGGAAAACAGAACGUAGGCAAUAGAACAUUGCUAAUAUUUUGAAAGCCUUUCAGUCUACGGAUCAAAGUAACCACGUUUUUAGCGGUCUAAGGUGUUAUUAUUUCGUUAAAAGGACAUAGAUAGACUUUUUUAAAGAUAAUAAUGAAGAGAAUUUGGGAAAGGCAUUAACACCAUCGUGAAAAGCCAUGUCCAGUCCAACUCGUCAGAUGAAUACAAGACGACUCCCGCCACUUCCCGGAAAGGGAAAACGUGGCGCGGGUAGCAAAGGUCCAAGUAGUAGUCAUACUAAGUCGUACCAUAAAGUACCAGAUAUGAUCAUAACAGGUUUUAGUCCCAUUCCAAGUCAUCACCAUGGCAAUAACUCAUCAUUUUUCAACCACGAUGGGCCUUUAUCAAUUCACGAUCUAAACCGAGAAGCACUCAUCCAAUAUUUAAAUCAUAAUCCAGAGUUUUUAGAUACCUAUGUAUUAACUCAUGUAAACGAACAACAGAUAGAAAAUUGGUAUCUCCGAAAGACUUCACACUUAUCUCACCAUACGACAGAUCGACAGAAAACAUCAGAACAGUUCAAGCUAAAUGGUGACAGUCAUCACAUAUCAGACAAUUUUACUCAUUUUUCAAAAUUUACAUCACAAAUACAUACAACUAAAGGUCGUGUAGCGCACGUUUUAUCAAAAGAAAUAAACCAUCCUAGCGGUAGACAUAUUGCUUUAUCCGAGUUAGCUUCAUGUGUCGUCAAAGCUGUUCACGCCGAAGGAUGCAAUUUGUAUGCAACAGAUGCAGCUACUCAGGAAAUUGUUCUAAUCCGGGGUGGUAAAAUUGUAAACGAGAACAGGGAAAAGAUAUGUGACCGGGUUUCCAUAGCAGCCCAGGUUGCUUACAGUAAAGAGACAACACGCUUAAGAGAUGUUACUGUCGAUCAUCGAUUUCCAAAUGGCUUGGGAGUCGCCUGCAAUAGAUCAUUUUCAGUAAUAGUAUUACCUAUAAUGGAUGAAGAUGGAAAUGUUUUAGGUGUUUUAGAAGUGUAUAGAAAUUCCAGAUUUGGUCAGUUCUCAGAAGGAGAGGAAGAGGUUGCAUCUUUUUUAUUAUUAUGGUCUGGAAUAAUGGUAGAUUACGCUGAGGUCACAGGCACAAUUUUAGCAUGGGGAGGACUUCUACUACAAUAUGCAGAGAUUCACUCAAAUAUGACGAAGCAAAGAAAAUUACACGAAUUUUUACUAACCGUCACAAAGUCAAUAUUUCAGGACAUCGUGAGCAUGGAUACGGUUAUUAUGAAAAUAAUGAAUUAUGCUCAAAAGUUGGUAAAUGCAGAUAGGGCAUCGCUGUUUUUGGUCGAUAACCAAAGGCACGAAUUGUAUGCCCGAAUAUUUGAUAUUGGCAAUGGAAUUCUUUCUCAAGCAGAUACGCAGCAGAGAGAAAUCAGAUUUCCAAUAGAUAAAGGUGUGGCUGGUCAUGUCGCCUCCUCCGGUCAGAUAUUAAAUAUUCCUGAUGCCUAUAGUGACAGGAGAUUUAACAGAGAUGUUGAUCUUCAGACAGGCUAUCAUACGAAGACAAUCCUUUGUAUGCCAAUAUAUAUCAGGGGCAAUAUUAUAGGUGUAGUUCAAAUGGUCAAUAAACUAGAUGGGAUCUUCUCUAGAACAGACGAAGAAGCUUUUGAAACAUUUGCAGUGUAUUGCGGUCUGGCAUUACAUCAUGCGAAGUUAUAUGAGAAGAUUCGUCGUUCAGAACAAAAAUAUCGAGUUGCAAUAGAAGUUUUAUCAUAUCAUAAUCAAUGUACAGAUGAAGAAUUAAAACAACUUCGUAGUUUACAACACCCAGAAAAAUUAGAAGCUAUUACCAGCUAUGAAUACUCACCCUGGGAGAUCUCUGAUGUACAGAAACCCAUUUUUGUUCUAGAUAUGUUUAAGGAGCUAUUCACGUCAAUGAGUUGUUCUUCCAAUGAUCAAAGAUUUGAUAUCAGCGACCUGAGCCGUUUUACUCUGACAGUGCGGAAGAACUAUCGUCAUGUGCCCUACCAUAACUGGGUUCACGCCUUCUCUGUAGCCCAUUCUAUGUACACAGUUAUUAAACGUAGUAAUCACCAAUUCACCAGUACUGAGUGCCUAGCUUUGUUUGUUGCUUGUUUAUGUCAUGAUUUAGAUCAUCGUGGUAAAACCAAUGCCUUUAUGGUGAAAAGUGCAUCCCCCUUAGCAGCUAUUUACUCUACCUCAACUAUGGAGCACCAUCAUUUUAAUCAAACUGUCGCCAUCUUACAGCACGAAGGCCACAACAUUUUUAAACAUUUAACAUCGGAGGAGUAUAAACAGGUUUUAGGGGAUAUAAAACAUUGUAUACUAGCUACAGACCUUGCCCUAUUCUUUCCUAAUCGAGCUAGAUUAAAAGAAAUAGCGGACAAAGAUGAAUUUUCCUGGUCAAUACAAGAACAUAGACGUCUGCUUAUGGCAAUUUUUAUGACUGGUUGUGAUCUUUGUGCUAUGCACAAACCAUGGGAAAUUCAACUUAAUUUAGUUUAUGUUAUCAUGGAGGAGUUUUGGCAACAGGGCGACGAGGAAAAAUCUCAGGGAUUUAAGCCGAUGCCGAUGAUGGACAGAGAUAAACAAAAUGAAUUACCUCAACUGGAAGUUGGAUUUAUUCUAGGUAUAUGUUUACCUUGUUAUGAACUACUAGCUCAAGUCAUACCCAGUACAAAACCAAUGCUGGAUGGUACCAUAGCCAACCUAAAACAAUGGCAGGUCAUGGCUGAUAAAAAUAAAGAAGAAGCGUUAGAAGCAGCUAAACACGAAAACAACACAGAAAAAGCAUGACCAAGAAUUAAAUGUCUUUAAUUAAUUGACAUCUAUUCAAAUUGUUAUACACCGAUUCUCUUGUUGUUUAUACGUCUUUUGUGCUUGAUUAAAGUGUCCUUACCAAAAUCACGCGCACAUCAAACAGACUGUGUGUCUAUCAUAUAGACAAACAAUUUUUAUCUGCCUUGAAUUACUUCGACGUUCUACGUUUCAGUGUGUGGAACAUAGGUGCUACUUCUAAUUGGUCUAGUAUUCGAAUAAAUAUGUUGUAGCCAGCAGUGGAAGUUCGUCUAGAACAAAUAAUAUUGUUGCAACGGAAGUUCGUAUGAAACAAAAAAAUUAGAGGACCUGUAGGACUAAAAGGUAAGACCCAUUGCAGAUUUCGUCAUAAUUCACGAGAUGUAAAUAUGGUUAGGGUUAGGAUAAGAAUUAGGGUGAGGAGUAGGGCUAACUCUAACCCCACGAUCUCGUCAACAAUCACGUUCCCUAACCCUAUAUUUUGAUCUCCUGACCUAUGAUGAAAGCUGCAAAGGGUCUUAGCUUAUAUCUUUAGCAUAUCGGGUAAACGGGGCUUGCUAUAUAACACCAGAAUGACAGAAUGGGCAAGCUAGUAGUAAACAUGGGAAUCUUAAACAUUUUAGAGGAGCCAGUUUAUGCAAAUUAUGAAAUGCCCCCUUAAUUCGUAUUUUUGUCUUGAGUAUCAUUACGACUUGUCAGGGGGAUCACGUGGCUAAGUGGGUAAGACGCUAGCUCGCUAGCCUGGAGGUCGGGUGUUCGAUCCCUGCAUUGGCCGAGAAAGUUCAUCCAGAUUUUCCGGCGUGGUUCUCCCUUGUCAGUGAUGCAGGACGGAGGGGCUGGCAAGGAAAGCUGUCUAGUCGUUCGGAUGGGACGAAAAACCGAGGUCCCGUGUACACAUUGGCGUGCACGUAAAAGAUCCCUUGGCAGUUGGAAUUCGAUAUAAGAGUAGGCCGUAGUGCCGCUGUCCGGGCAAAAUUUCCCUCAUAGCACACUGUAUGGCGUAUGCCCGUCUUCAUUAGCCCAGGUUAGGAGCAGAACAGUAGGACGUUAAACCCCAUUUCAUUUCAUUUCAUUUCACGACUUGUCAGUAAACCAAUUUAAUAAAUGGUUAAGGCUGCUAUGGCUAUAAUAUAAAUAUCUUAAAAUUACGAAUAUCAUUAUAACAAUCAUUUUCAAAAAAAAUCUCGGUUGAAUUUAUAUGGAAAUGAAAUAAAAUGGGGUUUAAGGUCCUACUGUUAUGCUCCGACCGGGUUAUUGAAGACGGGCGUACCCCAUGCGGUGUGCUAUGAGGGAACUUUUUCCUGGCCAGUGUGUACACGGGACCUCUGGUUUUCGUCCAUCCGAACGAAUAUACGUUUUCCCUUGCUAGGCCCACCGUCCCACUCUACUGACAAGGGAAUUUAUAUGGGAUUAACUAUUUAGAUACCGAACGUUGAAAAACCCUAGUUCAGUCCAGAACGUGAUCACUAUUGAUCCGGUUGAAAAUUGCUUGUAUUGUAUUUGUCUUAAUUGAGUAAACAGUGCUCAAAUUGUUCUAUUAUUUAUACUCUUUAUGUUGUUAAUAUGAUCCUCCUGUCUGUGAUAUGUAUAUUGUGUCAUGAUGUUUUAAUUGAGAAACAAGUGUCAGUAAUAAGUUAAUAUAUUAUAUACAUAAACAUGUAAUAAUAUUUUUGGGAUUUAAAUACCAAUGCAGAUUGUUAUUAUUGCUGUCAAUAAAUAAUGAUAACUAUAUUAA
Patella vulgata (common limpet) is the source of this 4752-nucleotide messenger RNA. RefSeq names its product probable 3',5'-cyclic phosphodiesterase pde-5. Gene Ontology annotation, molecular function: protein binding; 3',5'-cGMP-stimulated cyclic-nucleotide phosphodiesterase activity. The record is from RefSeq and is a predicted model, not a curated record. NCBI's taxonomy places the organism in Eukaryota, Metazoa, Mollusca, Gastropoda, Patellidae. Bases 399 to 3017 code for a protein of 872 amino acids. The transcript is spliced from 29 exons. Gene Ontology annotation, biological process: negative regulation of receptor guanylyl cyclase signaling pathway; signal transduction.